Messenger RNA from Fusarium keratoplasticum, 3189 nucleotides. Its product is annotated as EH domain-containing protein. The transcript has 3 exons. Bases 1 to 3189 code for a protein of 1062 amino acids. Gene Ontology annotation, molecular function: protein binding. The record is from RefSeq and is a predicted model, not a curated record. NCBI's taxonomy places the organism in Eukaryota, Fungi, Ascomycota, Sordariomycetes, Hypocreales, Nectriaceae.
AUGGGUUCUUCAAUGAGAUGGCUUGCCGUGGCGGCUGUAGCAGCAUGUGCACUCUUCGACAACACCAAUGCCUCAGAUGUACCACCGCAAGGACCAGAGCCCACAGCGCCGGCCAGAAUUCGCGCUCUUCGACCUCUCCAGGGUCUCUUCAGACGCGAGGAUGGAACCGUGACGGAGACACUCGACAUCACUGUCGCCCCCGACACACUCUGCGGCUUCUAUACUCCCAGCACAACCUACAGCUUCACUUGCUCGCCCGGCACGUCAUGUAUGUGGGAGAACAACAAGUACAACCUCGCCUUUUGCGGCAUCGAGGACUUCAAGACGGCUUGUGUGGGGCAGGCUGAUGCCACGGACGAGGAUAAGUGUGACGAUGACUGCCGACGAGAUCCCAACAUUCAGUUUUGUACUCUAGACACUCAACCGUUCUGCUUCACCAUCUACAUGCCCAACGGCAUCAUGAAGUAUCCCUGCCAUACGGCUGCCGGCUUCAGCAGCAUGAUCUUUCCCGAUGGAGCAGCCAACUUUGCUACUUCAACCAUGGACGUUACCAUCUACGAAGCUGCGACGACAAAGCCUUCCGAAUCGACCAAGGAAUCCACAGCUGAAGAGUCCAAGGACGAAAAAGAGUCUGAUGCGGAAACUACAAAGCCCAAGGCGGCCAAGACUGUGACAGUUGGACCGACUGCCUCGAGCGAAUCUGAGAGCGAGAAAGACGCCAGUGAGGAUGAUGGCAAUGAGAAGGGUAGUGGUAGCAAGACCAACAUUGGUGCUAUCGUUGGUGGUGUGGUUGGAGGUAUUGCAGUCAUUGCGAUUGUUGUCCUGGCCAUUUUCUUGAUCCGCCGACGAGACAAGAACAAGGUACAGCCUGUGCAACAGGUUCAACCUCCUCCCCAGCAACAGAUGCAAUAUCCCGUCAUGGCCCAGCAGCAACAAAUGCCUUAUCAGGGAUGGCAGCAAACACCACCUCCUCAAGGAUUCCAGCAGUCACCUUCACCUCAGGGGUUCCACCAGACGCCAUCGCCCCAAGGAUUUCAGCAAUCACCGUCCACCCAGACGUCUGUCCCGGGGGCGGUCGAGGCCCCUGAUUCAAAUGCCGUGGCGGUAUAUGAGUUGCCGGAUAAGCGUCCUCAUUACGCAAGUGGAACUGUCGCUUCGAGGUCCCUGAAAGUCAAGUCUCCAGGUGGCAGGUUGAUAUCAGCUCCUCCCGUGGCUGCCGCGUUUAUCCCAGCUUCAUUCCAACUUCGACCUUCCUUCUUCAACUUCCCCGCGAUUGAUCUCCAACGUCGAGAUCUCGCAUCUUACUCCUCAUCCGACGAAUCUCAACUUUUCUUCUUAUCCUACGUCAUCGCCCUCUCCGACGCUCUCUUACAUCCAUCGAAUGCCCUCGUGAUCCUCUACCCAAGCCCCCCAUCCAAUGUCGCCCUCACGGCGAUGAAUCCCGUCGCAAGCCAAACCACAGGCUCCUCCGAUGCCGCCGCCGCCGCCCUCCAGGGCGCAACGCUCGCCUUCAAUAAGAACAAGCCCGCGCCGCCGCCUUCGCGAAGAGGCAAUGGCCCCCUGACGCCGUCAGCCGGACGCCCGCGGAGCCCGGUCAAGCCGCUCGCCGAACAGAGUACGGGGGAGAGCGCUACUGGUGUUGAGCAUAAUGGAGCGACGAUUGCUGCGAGGUUGAAGCAGUUGGGGGCGAGUCCGGUUCAGCUACAUCCGGGUUCCGCUGGGAAGACGGAUGCUAGAAGCGCAAGCUUCAUUGCGGCCACGUUAGCGGCCAGUCGAAGCGCCAGCCCAAGUCCCAAGGUACGGACGCGUGCCUCAUCGCACAGCGGCGAUGUUGUCGACUCGGGGUCUAUUCCACCCACGGGAAACCUCAUCUCCAUGUUCGAGCAGGCUCGGACGGGCGACCCCGUGAAGAGAGCCUCUCCAAAGAGAUCUCCGGUUAGGGCGCCUAGAGACUCGGCCGAGAGUAUUCCGGAGGAGCCAGUGCCAUAUAUCGACGAUACUCCAACAGCCAAGCCAAAACCCAAGCCGAAACUAAAACCGAAGCCUCGCCCCGUGACGCCGCCACCUCUGGCUGCCACCAUCAGAGCUCCAGAGGUACUAUCGCCCAAGCCUACCAGACCCCCGAAGCCGGUGUUGAGGCCAAAAACACCACCGCAAAUCAUUACUCGUCAGGCAACUCAAGUCCUUUCACCUCCGUCACCGGAUCCCCAGAAACGCAAAGUCAAGACGAAGAAAUCAGGUCCGCCUACGCCGCCGCAGCCUCGAGGAACGAACAAGCCGAAUGUACAGUCCCAGAAUUUCGUCCAGAAGACGCGGACUGUUACACCAAGGCAUUCAGCUCCCCAACUGGCCCCUAGACUUUCUCGCCCAAGACCCGAUCCUGUAGAGAAACGGCCGUCAACACCGGACUCGGCCUCAUCUGAUGAUACCUUUGUGUCUGCUUCUUCAGUUCAGUCCCCUGAACGAUUAACUCCCCCAACUCUACCUCCGAAAAGGCGAACCGCGGCUAGUACACCGUCUUCGCCAUCUCGGGAGGUCCGACGUCAUCGCCCUCAGAGCUCAUCAGUUACAAAUCUCCCAUUGGAAUCUCUCACAAGUGCCAUUGUGGCAGGUUCACUGGCAUCAGCUCGUCUUACACCUCACAACACAGGAGGCAGCCUUGCUCCGCAACUGCCUCGACGACAAAAGUCACCUCGCAUGAUGCAGACUUUGCGUCAGCCAGCCAAGGCAUCAGAUGAAGACUUGGAUCGUCACAAGAAGAAGCCUCUGCACAAGCUCCAUUCUUCUGGGAAACAUUCUCAUCAUGAAGGGUCGAGAAAGAAGUGGCGAGAAGAGAUCACACCCCGUGAGCGGAAGCGAUAUGAAGCUGUAUGGGCUUCUAAUCGCGGGCUUCUACUUGAUUAUCCAAACUCUCCCUUGGAUGCCAUGGACAACGACCCUUCAGAGUACGUUGUUAAUGUUAUAGCUCGCGAGAUUUGGAAGCGUUCGCGUCUGCCGGCAGACGAGUUGGCUGAAGUGUGGGAUCUCGUUGACCGCAAGGGACGAGGUAUUCUUGGACGAGCAGAGUUUGUCGUUGGCAUGUGGCUGAUUGACCAGAGGCUCCGUGGCCGCAAGAUCCCGGCCAAAGUGAGUGACAGCGUAUGGGGGAGCGCCAACGGCAUGAAGGUGAUCAAGCCCAGGGUUAAGUAG